Messenger RNA from Dreissena polymorpha, 1948 nucleotides. RefSeq names its product integumentary mucin C.1-like. The record is from RefSeq and is a predicted model, not a curated record. NCBI's taxonomy places the organism in Eukaryota, Metazoa, Mollusca, Bivalvia, Myida, Dreissenidae. The transcript has 7 exons. The coding region runs from base 116 to 1180 and encodes 354 amino acids.
AAUCAUUAGCAAUGCGUGCUACGGUACAAAUCCCACCUGCGACUUCUUCAGCCUUCAAUGCUCGAGUAACUCGAUCAUUCUGUUUACAAACCUGACUGCGGGAAGUAAGGAUGCUAUGAUGUGCCCACCAGACAACCACUGUGGCAAAACACCUGACUGCUGCAGCUACAAGGACACUGAUCCAACGGCAACAUUCACACUGGAGCACACGUACCAAGCUUAUCAAAACUGCUCCGGACGCACCAACUGCUCAUACAUACAGGCGCCUUGGCAGGUCAUCAACACCACCACAGGGGCCCCGUCAUCGUAUGUGCAGCUAGAGUAUGUGUGUGAUAACGUUGUUGACAAGAUGCCAAUGUGUGGAGGAACCUUCAAGAUAACGAACAAUGUCACCAACUCCACCGAUAUCUGGUUCGACGGAUCAACAGAGACCUUUGAUCCAACUAAAGCAAGCAAAGAAUGCAAAUGUUCGCUCACUAAUCUGCAUACACAGACUUCGACAACGCUAAUUCUUGACUGGAUAGACGUGCGUCUGGAGAGCCACUACCGUGACGUCAACGCCUCCUCGGCAAUGUGUUCCAGCGCUAUAUUAACGACCGAGGGAUUCUUUCGGCGUUGCAAGGAAUCAACCGAGCAUUGGAAAGAUAACUUUAUAUAUUAUAACUUAGACCGCCCACAUAACAUCACCUUGUCACCUGGACAGACAACGGAUGUGCUUUUGAGGGAUAUUCACAAGAACGGUGCACGUGACUCACCAGCCAUAAUUUGGUUCAAGGCAAGAGCCUAUCAUGACAUGCUGCUGAAUAUCACAUGCGAAGAAAUUAUACCCGCCGUAUUUACUACAACUACAUCAACAACCACUACAACUUCACCAACAACAACUACCCCACAACCAACAACAACACAACCAACAGCAACAACACAACCAACAACAACACCACAACCAACAACAACUACACCACAACCAACAACCCAAGUUCCGACAACUAAGACCACUGAUGUCUCCGUAGCUGAGAAGAAAGAGGGUGACAAGAUGAAUCCACUGUAUUACCUGGCCAUCUUCGUUCCUAUCGGUGUCGCUCUCACCAUUGUUGUCAUCUUUUUAAUCUGGUGUUACUAUAAAAGGACCAGUCAAAAUGAAAAAAAUAUGAUAACGCUGGUAAUGUGGAGAUUUCGAUAACAGAUGGCACUUCGAUAACAGAGAACAGCAAAAGCCACGCGCGAGAGGAUCUGGAAGACUCUGUCGAAGUAUAGGUGCUUCAAUUGUAUAGCACUUACAUAUACAACAGAGGAAUAUGCCGAAAUUAUGGAGCAUUGUGCCAAAGACAUCAAGUGCCGCGUUAAACCACUCAAAAAGAAUGUUAGUCUAUAUAUUACAUUUAUUUAGAGUAACGUUUUCCCUUCGGUGUGCUACUCUGAUUUUCAAAGUACUUGUUCUUUGAGUGUAAGAUGAUGUAUGCUAUUUUGAAAUGCUCUAUGUUUGUUAUGUAAAUUAUAUGUAUGGGCCGCUCAAGGCGAUAACCGAUUAUCUCUGCGUCACACUAUGCCUACAGUGCCUUACCGGAUCAGCCUGUACAGUAAGAACAGGCCAUUCCGGGGCGCCACCUUCCGUCUAACGGUAUUUUCCGUUUAAGGCAGGUGUGUUAUCAACGAAACUGCAUUGGAAAGUAUCGUUCUGGAUUUGCCUAAGCGGAAUGCACAGGCUGAUCCUGGACGACACUUUAGACAGAUGUCAAUAUUCCCUGUUAUCGCAAGGAAUGGACAAAAAUAUGAUUUAAGUAAGUUGUCCUUUUUUAACAAAAUUAUAAAUCUUUAUAUCUAAAACAACAUUUUGCAUUUGAAACAGAAUUUGAGAGAACAUUAUUAAAGUGUGAGAACAUGGUGAUGAUGAGCAAUUAACCUUUAGUUACAAUGUUGUCUCAAACUAAAUGUAUACAUAUAUUAAAGA